Messenger RNA from Gambusia affinis (western mosquitofish), 2936 nucleotides. RefSeq names its product hydroxy-delta-5-steroid dehydrogenase, 3 beta- and steroid delta-isomerase 1 (gene hsd3b1). The coding region runs from base 618 to 1742 and encodes 374 amino acids. The record is from RefSeq and is a predicted model, not a curated record. NCBI's taxonomy places the organism in Eukaryota, Metazoa, Chordata, Actinopteri, Cyprinodontiformes, Poeciliidae. Gene Ontology annotation, molecular function: 3-beta-hydroxy-Delta5-steroid dehydrogenase (NAD+) activity. Gene Ontology annotation, biological process: steroid biosynthetic process. The transcript has 4 exons.
GCUCACGCUGGGUUUACACCUGUCCGGCAGCGAACGAGACCUGCUGCUGCUGCGCAGAGCUGCACAGGUGUGUUAUAAUCAUAGCAGCAAACCAGCAAAACGCAAAGAACUUUGGACAGCUUGGAUGCAGCUGAAGAUGUUACGCGCAGCAGGUGUGUGUGUUGUGCACACACUCCUAGAUGUUGUCGGCCCAUUGACCUUUUCCACAACUUCCUCCAGGCCUCGUUUUGCUCAGCACCAGAAAACAUCCCAUUCUACCCCUCAAGUAGCAGAGCCCAUCCCCUUUUUUCCCACACUCCCUUGGAGCAAAUAAUACUUCUCUCUUUCUUUUCUUUUUUUUUUUUUUCUAGUAACUUUUCUUACAAAAAGUGGAGCACUGAGGCUGAGACAGCAGAAGGUGCUGCUGUUCUCCCACUGACGGAACACCAAGAAAGAAAACCCAAAGAAGCCCUAAAAAGUUUACACUCCUCCGCGGUCCAAUUCCAGUGUCUCGUUUCGAGGAGCGUCCUCAGAAAGGAGAGAAGGGAGAAAGAAAGAAUAUUUCCCUUUUUUUAUUAUUUAUUUUUUUAAAUCAUCAUCGUUAUCGUUUGUUUGCACUUUUCUGGGAGUUCCCAGCGAUGUCUCUGAGAGGUGAUGUUUGCGUGGUGACGGGAGCCUGUGGAUUCCUGGGGAAGAGGCUCGUCCAGCUGCUUCUGGAAGAGGAGAAAGCGUCCGAGAUCCGGCUGCUGGACAGAGACGUGCAGAAGCAGGUUUUGGAGAGUCUGGAAGACUGCAGAGGCGAGACAACGCUGAGCGUCUUCGAGGGCGACAUCAGAGACGGGGAUUUCUUGAAAAAAGCCUUGCGUGGCGCAUCGACCGUCUUCCACAUCGCUUCCCUCAUCGACGUUACCGAGUCCAUGGAGUACAGCGAGAUGUACGGAGUCAACGUCAAAGGAACUCAGCUGCUUUUGGAGGCGUGUAUCCAAGAGAACGUGGCCUCUUUCAUCUACACCAGCACGGUGGAAGUGAUGGGCCCAAACCCCCGAGGGGAGCCGAUAAUCAACGGCACCGAGGACACGGUUUACGACACCACCCUGAAGUUCAACUACAGCAAGACCAAAAAGGAGGCAGAGGACAGAACCCUUCAGGCCAACGGCGAGACGCUCCUAAACGGAGGCCGCCUCUCCACCUGCGCCCUCAGGCCCACGUACAUCUACGGGGACGGCUGCCGCUUCCUGCUGUACCACAUGGGCGACGGCAUACGAAACAAGAACGUUCUCUUUCGCAUGUCCGUGCCGGAGGCCCACGUGAACCCGGUCUACGUGGGCAACGUGGCCUUCGCUCACCUCCAGGCAGCCCGUGGCCUUAAAGAUCCACUAAAAAGAAACGUGAUCGGAGGGAGGUUUUACUACCUCUCCGACGACACCCCACCUAUGAGUUACUCGGACUUCAAUCACGUUUUGAUGUCUCCCCUCGGCUUCAGCAUUCAGGACAAACUCGUGCUGCCGCUCCGCCUCUUCUACAUCCUGUGCUUCCUCCUGGAAGCGCUCUGCACGAUCCUGCGACCGUUUGUGCGCAUCGUGCCGCCGAUGAACCGGCAGCUGCUCACCUUGUUGAACACUUCGUUUACCUUCUCCUACGAGAAAGCCAAGAAGGACCUGGGCUACGUCCCCCGGUACAGCUGGGAGGAAGCGCGCAGACGCACCACCGAAUGGCUCGCCUCGCAGCUGCCAGCGGAGAGGGAAAAAAUCAUGUCCAGCUAAUAAAUUACGGUCUUAAAACUGGGAAAUACGUUCCAGAAUAACACACAUUUCACUCAGUGGCUGAAGCCGCAGUGUGAAGGAGCUGCUCAGAAAUAAAUGAAUUACAUCUGGCUUAUUUUAAACACGCAGUCACUCAAAUUAACUCACGCAAGGUCCUUCACCGUUAUUGGCACCCCUUGCAAAGAGGAAACCAAAAGCUUUAAAAUAGAUUGUGAAGGAGACUUGCUGACCCUAAAAAGCCACAUGCUUGAUUUAUUUUCUUCUCUCUGCUCUUUCUUUCGGUUUCUCUCUUUAGUACUUUCUCUAAAAUAAAUCAGUUCCACUUGUUUUAGCCAUUAGAUUGGUACCAAUCAUUGUGAAAAAGCAGUUGUAUUUUUUUUGCUGUUAAAUAAUGUUAACUUCAGUUCAAUCUAAUGUACAGUAAUAGUUGGGAGGAGAUUCACCACCGAUUAUAAGAAGUAUUUAUUUCCUAACUUGCCCCGGCGCUACUGUAUAAAAAUAACCAAAUUAAAAUGUGACAUUUUCAGGGUGAAUUAUCUUUCUGCACCAGGAAGGACGCCGUCUUUCACUAUGCGUUUGUAUCAAUAAAUACGUAUCGUUCUGCUUAAGUUGGGUAAAGAACGUCUCUGAGAAAUCGUGCGCUUAAAAACAGAGUUUUAUUCCAGAUGUCCGUCUAAUAAAAGUCACAGGGAAAAUUUGUUUUUCUCACGCCGCAUUUUCUGUUUUCCUCACCAAUUUGGUGUGGAGGUUUUUGUAAAAGUCGGACUUUGAGGGAUUUAUUGGUUGAUGCCACAAUGGAAUAAAUCAAUUUUCUCGUCACAAUGUGAUUUUUUUCUAUUUUUUUUAUUUUUAUUUUUUUGCUAUAUUGAGUUUAUUCGAACGUGUAAACUCGUGUUAAUUGUGUUACACUUAUACUGGAAAAAUAUUUACAGGGAAACAAUAACACAGCACGCCAUGAAGAUAUGAUUAUUAUUAAUCAAUAAAAUGAACCAUUUCAAUCAUAAGUAAAAUACAAACGGACAGUUGAAUUCAAAUAAUAAGCUUUCAGUUUUAUGAGUUGUGAUUGGUUGAUUUUUGACUGUAUUGUUUAAAUGAGAAAAUCAGAAAUAACUUUAAGAUUAUAGUUUGUAUUUGUGUAGAUUCCAAAAAUAUAUAUAUAUAAAAUAAAAUUUCUUUAAAAGAAAAUAUACAAAA